Dioscorea cayenensis subsp. rotundata (Guinea yam) is the source of this 818-nucleotide messenger RNA. RefSeq lists its product as uncharacterized. The record is from RefSeq and is a predicted model, not a curated record. Lineage: Eukaryota; Viridiplantae; Streptophyta; Magnoliopsida; Dioscoreales; Dioscoreaceae. The transcript has 2 exons. Bases 86 to 787 code for a protein of 233 amino acids.
UUGGCUUGCACCCCACGCUUCUCCCUCUCCCUCUCUCUUUCUCUGCGAUCUCUUUAGCAAACCCUAGAAAUCUCUUGAUCUAUCAAUGGAGAACCAACUCCUGGAUUUCGUCUUAGUUCCCUUAGGGCUCAUCGUCAUGGCCGUCUACCACGCCUGGCUCCUCCACCGCAUCAUCCGCCAUCCCAUGAGAACCGUCAUCGGGAUCAACUCCAUCAAUCGCCGUCUUUGGGUUGAAUCCAUGAUGCAGGACCAAGUGAAGAACGGCGUGCUCGCAGUGCAAACCCUAAGAAACAACAUAAUGGCAUCAACGCUGCUCGCCUCCACAGCCAUCAUGUUAAGCUCGCUCAUCGCCGUGCUGAUGACCAGCGGCGUCACCGGCGGCAGUUGGCACGCGCAAGGCGACUUCGUGCUGGGCGAAGAAUCCAGCUCUUUAGAGAUCUCGAUUAAGUUUUUCUCCAUUCUUGUGUGCUUUCUUCUCGCUUUUCUCCUCAAUGUUCAAUCGAUUAGGUAUUACAGCCAUGCGAGCAUCCUCAUCAACGUUCCAGCGAAGAAUCGGCUGUCGAGCUCGGAGUACGUGAGCGCGGCGUUGAAUCGGGGGAGCUAUUUCUGGUCGCUGGGGCUGAGAGCUUUCUAUUUCUCGUUUCCUCUUGUGCUGUGGAUCUUCGGGCCGAUUCCAAUGGCGGCGUCGAGCUUCGUUCUCGUGGGUUUGCUCUACUUUUUGGAUGUGUCUUCUGGCUGGGGAGAAGACGAAGAUGGGGAGGUGUUUAUGGUUGGAGGAGACUGCUGAUCUUGACACGUGGCGUUUGAUCGAUCUUGAG